This is a messenger RNA of Limanda limanda (common dab), 411 nucleotides long. Its product is annotated as eukaryotic translation initiation factor 5A-1-like. Bases 1 to 411 code for a protein of 136 amino acids. The record is from RefSeq and is a predicted model, not a curated record. The transcript has 3 exons. Gene Ontology annotation, biological process: positive regulation of translational elongation; positive regulation of translational termination. Gene Ontology annotation, molecular function: translation elongation factor activity; ribosome binding; RNA binding. NCBI's taxonomy places the organism in Eukaryota, Metazoa, Chordata, Actinopteri, Pleuronectiformes, Pleuronectidae.
AUGGAGGAUGUGGAUUUCCGCUCAGAAAACUCAGGGGCUUCUACUACAUAUCCCAUGCAGUGUUCUGCACUGAGGAAGGAUGGAUAUGUCAUCAUUAAAGAUCGUCCCUGCAAGAUCGUUGAGAUGAAUACCUCCAUGUCUGGCAAGCAUGGGCACGCCAAGGUUCACCUUGUUGGACUUGACAUCUUUACUGGGGAGACACAUGAAGAUAUCGUCCCAUCUACCCAUAACAUGGAUGUCCCUAGUAUAUCUUGGAAGGACUUCGAGGUUAACAGUAUCAAGGAUGGUUACUUGACCUUUCUUGAUGAUAAUUUCGAUACCAAAGAGGGUCCUAAAGUGCCGGAGGGUGAGCUGGGCGAAGAAAUCACCGAGAGAGCAAAGCGGGAAAAUUCAUUCCUGGUAGGUUUCUGA